UGACGUUUGUUUUGACAGUUUCCAAAGGUUAUGAAGUGUUAAAUGAGGAUUAAAAUAUUAUUUACGGAGCGAAAACUAAUAGGAUUCUGAUACGAAUUGACCUAAAUACACAAAUUUGUAUAUUUACUGUUUUAUGUAAAGCAAUGUGACGUAUUGGGAUCAAAAAUCUUAUACUAUCAGCAUGCCAACCUUUUUGACGCCUGGCCGGCAUGGCUACAGCGUUCGGUUUUCCCGGACAAGGCCGGACACUUUGGCCGUUGCAACUAGCCAAUAUUAUGGCCUGGCUGGAGGUGGAACUCUGUUCUUCUUAGAGCUAGCUCCUGAUGGGAGCACCAUCAUAGAAGUUCAGAAACUAGAGUGGAGCGAUGGGCUAUUUGAUGUGACAUGGUCAGGUACCACAGAGAGUGCAGCAGCUUGUGGUGCAGGGGACGGUGCCAUUAUAGUCUGGAGAGUGGGCUGUUCAGCUCCUUUGAGAGUCCUGAGGGCGCAUACCAGUGAGGUUUGCUCGGUAGAUUGGCCUCGGACACAUCUUUUGAGCGCUAGUUGGGAUACUACUAUUAAAUUGUGGGACCCUGAAUCUGAAGCUUGCCUCAGUACUUUUGUGGGUCAUUCUCAGCUGGUUUACACGGCUGCGUUCUCACCUCAUUCCCCGGCUACCUUCGCCUCAGUGUCAGGAGACGGUCACCUCAAGCUGUGGACUUGUACUGAACCUUCUAGACCUGCAGCAGUUGUUAAAGCGCAUGAUGCUGAGGUGUUGUCCUGUGAUUGGAGUAGAACGGAGACACAUGCUCUCGCCACAGCCGGUUCUGAUGGCCUAAUCCGAGGCUGGGAUCUGCGAAGACUGACAUCCCCCAUGUUUACUCUCAAAGGAUGUGAAUGUGCAGUAAGAAGAGUACAGUUUUCUCCUCAUGCACCUUCUAUAUUAGCCGCUGGAUCCUACGAUUUUACUACAAGGAUAUGGGACCUCAAGCGUGGCUGCGAGCCCCUAGAAACGAUAAGGCAUCACUCCGAGUUCACAUACGGCUUGGACUGGAACGCGUUGAGGCCGCAUCAGAUUGCGGACUGCGGGUGGGACUCAUUAGUCCACGUCUUUACGCCCCGCUCUUUGGCCUGAGACGGGAGAAAAUGAUCCAUUGGAAAGUCUGUGAUUCAAUUGAGAGUGUUAAUGGAGGAAUCGUGCCAAACCAUUGUAGUGUUUAUUGCGAAGACAAUCAGGGUUAUAAUCGCUUGCAAGCGUUCACUCGGUGCAGGUAACGGUGAACAGGGAUAUUGAGGUUUUUGGUGAUAGACAAGAAGUGUAUUGUAAAUUAUUCUUUGUUACAAUUGUAGUAAGGUAGUGGUUUGUUUGAAGUGUCGUAUUUGUAUUUGAACAUUCCUAUUGGCUAUUAUAUUCGGUGAAGCUUGUCAU
This is a messenger RNA of Spodoptera exigua (beet armyworm), 1408 nucleotides long. The record is from the annotation of a GenBank genome assembly. NCBI's taxonomy places the organism in Eukaryota, Metazoa, Arthropoda, Insecta, Lepidoptera, Noctuidae.